AUGCCGUCCUUGCAACACUUCAAGAAAACGGAGAAGGACGUGAUCGGGGGCCUGUGCAGCCUUGCCAACAUCCCCCUCAGUCCAGAGACUGCACAGGACCAAGAAAGACGGAUUCGCCGGGAAAUUGCAAACAGCAAUGAGCGACGCCGAAUGCAAAGCAUCAAUGCUGGAUUUCACUCCCUCAAAUCACUCUUGCCGCAUGCAGAUGGAGAAAAGUUGAGCAAGGCGGCGAUCUUGCAGCAGACAGCAGAUUAUAUUUAUGCGCUGGAGCAGGAAAAGACUCAGCUCUUGGCCCAGAAUAACCAGCUCAAACGAUUUCUUCAGGAGUUCAGUGGUUCAUCCCCAAAGAGGAAGCGGGCAGAGGAGAAAGAUGAGGGCAUUGGUUCUCCGGACACGAUGGACGAGGAUAAAGUGGACGAGCUGCGGCGAGAGAUGCUGGAGCUUCGGCAGCAGCUUGAAAAAGAGCGCUCUGCUCGGAUGCAACUGGAGGAGCAGGUGCGUACCUUGGACGGACAGUCUCUGAAGGUGAUCACUCAGCAGGUGGAAGAGGAGCAGACUCUGCUGCAGAACCACACGCUCUUACGACUAAAGCAAAUCCACGCACUGGACAAACAGACAGCACAGGUACGUGCACCUUCGGCACCUCCCGCCCCCACACAUCACCCCACAGUGAUCGUCCCAGCGCCCACACAACCGCAGCCUCAUCAUGUGACUGUGGUGACCAUGAGUCCAUCAGGCCAGACCGCCACCGUGUCCACCUCCAGACAGAACCUUGACACUAUAGUGCAGGCUAUUCAACAUAUUGAACGCAAUCAGGAGAGGAGAGCCAGUGCAGAGGAGGAGCAGAGGCGAGCUGUUAUUGUUAGCCCCAGUCAUGCUGCUUUGGAAGUCACAUGUUCAGAGACGGACACAGACACCGAGGGAGAGGACUGCUCAAUGAACUGA
Molecule: messenger RNA, 945 nt
Organism: Knipowitschia caucasica
Lineage: Eukaryota; Metazoa; Chordata; Actinopteri; Gobiiformes; Gobiidae
Source: the annotation of a GenBank genome assembly